Elephantulus edwardii (Cape elephant shrew) is the source of this 1554-nucleotide messenger RNA. Its product is annotated as 1,25-dihydroxyvitamin D(3) 24-hydroxylase, mitochondrial-like. Lineage: Eukaryota; Metazoa; Chordata; Mammalia; Macroscelidea; Macroscelididae. The record is from RefSeq and is a predicted model, not a curated record. Bases 1 to 1545 code for a protein of 514 amino acids. Gene Ontology annotation, molecular function: iron ion binding; heme binding; oxidoreductase activity, acting on paired donors, with incorporation or reduction of molecular oxygen. The transcript has 11 exons. Gene Ontology annotation, cellular component: mitochondrial inner membrane. Gene Ontology annotation, biological process: cellular response to peptide hormone stimulus; C21-steroid hormone biosynthetic process; cholesterol metabolic process.
AUGAGGUCCCGCAUCAGCAGGAGUCACCCCCUGGCCUCCUUCCUGCAGCAGUUGCGAGGCCUCUGGCAGCCCCCUAGACCCAUGACAUCGACGGCAUGCGCGCCCUCUCAGCCCCCGGAGGUGCCCCUCUGUCCUUCAAGGGCUCUUGGUGAGGCGCCCAACACGACCACCCUGCCCGGCCCCACCAACUGGCCACUUGUGGGCAGCCUGCUGGAGAUUCUCUGGAAAGGAGGCCUCAAGAAACAGCAUGACACGUUGGCUGAGUACCACAAGAAGUACGGCAAGAUUUUCCGCAUGAAGUUGGGUGCCUUUGACUCGGUGCACCUGGGCUCACCGUGCCUGCUGGAGGCGCUGUACCGCACGGAGAGCGCGCACCCCCAGAGGCUGGAGAUCAAACCCUGGAAAGCCUAUCGCGACUACCGCCAGGAGGGCUAUGGCCUGCUGAUCUUGGAAGGAGAGGACUGGCAGAGGGUCCGGAGUGCCUUUCAAAAGAAACUGAUGAAACCAGUGGAAAUUAUGAAGCUGGACAGCAAAAUCAAUGAGGUCUUGGCCGACUUCAUGGGCAGACUAGAUGAACUCUGUGACGAGAGAGGCUGCGUGGAAGACUUAUAUAGUGAACUGAACAAAUGGUCAUUUGAAAGUAUCUGCCUUGUGUUAUACGAGAAGAGAUUUGGGCUCCUGCAGAAGGAUGCAGGUGAUGAGGCUUUGAACUUCAUCACGGCCAUCAAAACAAUGAUGAGCACGUUUGGGAGGAUGAUGGUCACCCCGGUGGAGCUGCACAGGAGCCUCAACACCAAGGUCUGGCAGGCCCACACGCUGGCCUGGGACACCAUUUUCAAAUCAGUCAAGUCAUCUAUAGAUCGCCAGUUAGAGAAGCAUUCUGGGACACCCAGUGCCGACUUCCUCUGUGACAUUUAUCACCACAAUCGACUCUCAAAGAAAGAGCUGUAUGCCGCUGUCACCGAGCUCCAGCUGGCGGCUGUGGAAACGACAGCCAACAGCUUGAUGUGGGUUCUCUACAAUUUAUCCCGCAAUCCUCACGUGCAACAGAAGCUUCUUAAGGAGAUUCAAGGAGUGCUUCCUGAGAGUCAGAUCCCCCAGGCAGAAGAUUUGAGAAAUAUGCCUUAUUUAAAAGCCUGUCUGAAAGAGUCUAUGAGGCUGACCCCAUCUGUGCCAUUUACAACUCGCACACUUGAUAAGGCCACUGUUCUGGGCGAAUAUGCUUUACCUAAAGGAACAGUGCUGAUGCUCAAUACCCAGGUGCUGGGGUCCAGUGAAGACAAUUUCGAGGAUUCACGUCAGUUUAGACCCGAGCGCUGGCUUCAAGAGAGGAAGAAGAUAAAUCCCUUCGCUCAUCUCCCAUUUGGAGUUGGGAAGCGGAUGUGCAUCGGCCGCAGGCUAGCUGAGCUCCAGCUGCACUUGGCUCUUUGCUGGAUUGUCCGCAAGUACAACAUCGUGGCCACUGACAACGAGCCCGUGGAGAUGCUGCACCUGGGCAUCCUGGUGCCCAGCCGAGAGCUGCCCAUCGCCUUCCGCCAGCGAUAAGGGCCUCAG